Tympanuchus pallidicinctus (lesser prairie-chicken) is the source of this 5477-nucleotide messenger RNA. It is a transcript of the gene SH3BP2, whose product is annotated as SH3 domain binding protein 2. Gene Ontology annotation, molecular function: SH3 domain binding. The coding region runs from base 284 to 2017 and encodes 577 amino acids. Lineage: Eukaryota; Metazoa; Chordata; Aves; Galliformes; Phasianidae. The record is from RefSeq and is a predicted model, not a curated record. Gene Ontology annotation, biological process: signal transduction. The transcript has 14 exons.
GCCUCGCAGUCUCACAGAGGCUUGAGGUAACGCACGGCUUGGUUUACAGCCUCUGUGGGAUAUUGGGAAAUCUGACAAAGACAGUGCUGCCCACUGACUCUGGGGGGAAACAGGAAGUAACAAAGGAAACAAGUCAUUGCCUAGGCGUCCCUUUUGGCCACGCUGCAGAGCAGAUGUACAAGCAGUCGGGGCACAGCUCCUCCUUUGUGUGCACAGUAGUUAUCGCCACCGCUCCCAGCCUUUUUAUACACAAAAAGAAGGGAAGCACAGCGAUGUUCCUGCCAUGCCUGAGAGGGGCUAUCAGCUGCUAAUGGCUUUGUCCUCGCAAAGGAAACUAUCUUACAGUGAAAGCGUCAGCAGGAAAACUAUGUGUCGAUCAGGCGCAAUGACAAGGAAGAUGGCCUCAGAGGAACAGGUCUGGCCGGUCCCAAUGAAGGCAAUUGGAGCACAAAACCUUUUGACGAUGCCUGGAGGAGUGACCAAAUCGGGCUAUCUUCAUAAAAAGGGAGGCACUCAGUUGCAGAUUUUGAAGUGGCCACUGAGAUUUGUGAUUAUCCAUGAGGGAUGCAUUUACUACUUUAAGACCAGCACGUCUGCAUCUCCACAGGGUGCAUUUUCUUUGAAUGGUUACAACAGGGUUAUGCGGGCGGCUGAAGAGACGACAUCAAGCAAUGUGUUUCCUUUCAAGUUAGUUCACAUUAGCAAGAAGCACAGGACGUGGUUUUUUUCUGCUUCUUCUGAAGAUGAAAGAAAGAAUUGGAUGCUGUCCCUGAGGAGGGAAAUCGAUCACUACCAUGAUAAGAAAGAAACAGUAACAGAAUUCAGUGACUCUGGUUCUGAUGCAGACAGUUUCUAUGGCUCAGUUGAACGUCCCAUUGAUAUCAAGUAUUCUCAUCAUUCAGCAGAUAAUGAAGAUUAUGACCAGGAGGAAGACGAUGAGUCCUACUUGCAGCCAGAUACUUCUGACAUAGUGAAAGAUGAUAUCAUGGUCCUGCCCCCAGCCUACCCACCUCCACCGGUCCCUCAUGUCAGAAAAGUUGCCUACUCGGAGUCAAGGUCACAAUCCUUUAGUGGAAAAACUGCUGGGUCAGCAGCACCACCACCACCUCCAAAAAGGAGCUUACCUGAGAUCAAGACAGAGGAUUUCUUCAGUGUGAGAGAGCCCCAGUUACCGUGCCGAGCUGAACCUAACCUAAAGAUUCAGUCCUCCAGCCGGAGACCAAGUGAGCAGCUGCCUCCUGUGCCCCCUUUGCCUCUUUUCAAAAAGCCUUUUAGUGUCAAAGAACCUUCCUCACUGCCUCCAGAACCUCUGCCUCUGUCUCACGUUCUCAAUACUCCAGAAGGAUGCGAGAAACUAAAAACCUUAAACCUUUCACCACGAACUCCUCCUCCACUGCCAAGCAACAAACCCAAGUUGUCCCAGAUAACAGAAAAACCAAUAGAAACCAAAGUGCCAAGAGAACAUGGCAAACCGGGACUGUUUGUGCCACCAGUGCUCCCGAAGCCACCCGUGCCAGGCCACCAGCAUCCUGUACUUAAACCUAGACCAGAGAAGCCUUCAUGUCCCCAAUUACAAUCACCACCAGAUGGGCAGAGUUUUAGAAGCUUCUCAUUUGAAAAACCAGCACUGCCCUCCAAGCCAAGUCAAGCGAAUGAUGAUUCUGAUGAUGACUAUGAAAAAGUUGAGCUGCCUACUUCAAUAUUUGUUAAUACCUCUGAAUCCUUAGAAGUUGAAAGGAUAUUUAAAGCUAGUAGCCCAAAGGGACAGCCACAAAAUGGAUUAUACUGUAUUAGGAACUCAUCUACUAAGGCUGGAAAGGUAUUAGUUGUAUGGGAUCAAUCUGCCGAAAAAGUGAGAAACUACAGAAUAUUUGAGAAGGACUGUAAAUUCUACCUGGAUGCAGACAUCAUGUUUCUGAACAUGGGGAGUUUGGUUGAAUACUAUAGCACUCAUGUCCUACCUAGUCACGGCAGCCUGAUUCUUCGGUGUCCUUAUGGUUACUCUAAACCAAGCUGACAGGGCCGGCAUAAUUCACUGACACUGAGGAAAAAUGGGUUCUCUGCUGUCUUGGAAUUAAACGUGGACUUCUGCCACUGCUGGAUUUCCCGUUGCUUGCACACAAAACCUGAGUUAAUUUCAACCAUUUGUUUUCAUGUGAGCUAUAUCUCCACUUAAUGAACUCUUGGUAAAGUUUCGUAAUGCAGAUCAGUGGAUUUUGUGCCUUUCUCUCAGAAAGAUCUGAACAGACUGUUCUGUGAAGGCCAUCUGCAACACCUGCACCUUUUGUUGAAACUGCUGCUAUUACUGAUCUCCUUGGAAUGUGGAGAACAAUGUCCACGUGAACAAAGAAGUGUUGUGAAUACAACCAAAGCACAAGAGGGAAACUUCUGAAAAUACAUGAGAAUUCAUUUGUGGCAGGGAAUACUAAUAUUCUGACUUGAAGGUUUUUACUCCUUAAGUCAGGGCUGGUGCUGAACUUGUAUUACUUGUAUAGCUGAUGUGCAAAUAAUGAAGUCUUUUGUGCAAAUAAUUUGGUUUACUGCAUGUAAAGAUGAUUGGGAAAUGCAACAUUUUCUAAGCCAAUUGACACAUAAAUGUAAUUUGUGAUUAAAAUGUCCACAGUAAUCAAUACUGGGGUACUGUCCAACAGAUAGGGUUAUGGCAUCAUAUGUAUUAUUUAAGAACACUUCAAGUAGGUUAGGGUAAUGCUGAUUUGGUUUUAAUGGGCGUCCCAUUCCUUAUUUCCAAACCAGAAGGUUUUUUAAAACACAAGAAAAAGCUACAAUUAUUGUGAUGUUACAAUUAGUCUAUAAGAUGUUGUGGUCAAUUUGUGAGGAUCAGGUUGUCAGCCAAGUGCAUUCUCUUCUGUUUGGGUGCAAAGCACCCUGUUCUAGUCUACUUUUUGUAGAACUCUACUAAUUUUUUCAUUAUUAAAAUCUCUAUUAGAUCAAAGCAAAUGCAAUGCAAACGAGAUAAAAUUAGUUUUUAAUGUACCAUCAGCACUAUCAAUUAUGGGUGUUUGCAGGGUGCUUAUGUUUGUUCCCUAAUAUCAUGGGGAUAAAUAUCCUAAACACAAGGGCUUGGUGGUUCUGAAAUUGCCCUACUCCUGAAUUUUUGUAAAGAGAAAGCUAUUUUAAUGACCUGCUACAAUAACUUGGUUAAUGCAAAAGUACUGUCAAAUUAUUAUCUUUAAUAACGUUAAUGAGACUUAAUAAAAAAAAGAAUAAUUUGCUGUAAUUCUUGAAACAGGAGAAGCUAUCUGGUUUCUGUCAGUUUGAAUCCAUAAGUUUCCAAUCCAUAAGUUGAAUCCAUAAGAACAUAAAAGUUCCACUUUUCUGCUAACUUUACAGGAGCUAUACUUGCCAGGUUUAAUCUUAUUGUUAUUAAAUGGUCACAGCUUUAAGAACAUUAAAAUGUUACAGAAUAAGAAUUUUGUUUUAUGAAAACAGUAAAAUAGGAUUUAAUCCCUAAGGGAUUUUUCUUAAUAAGCUGUAAUAAUAGGACCUCACAUAGAGCCAGCAAUUCUUACCUUAAUUCCUUUAUUUUGUUUGAGACAGAUAUGCACAAUAUCAGUAUCUGCUUUCUGUUCCCACUGUAAUAAACAUUUUUGUGAGUGUAAAUUAAAGAAUGUGCAGUACUUAAAUUUCAGACUCUGUUGAAUAUCAGAUUUGUAAUUCCUUUUAUUUUAGGUAAGUAUGUCUGUGGUUCACUGAUCUGAUGUGAUCCACUCCACAAAGAAAGCUCAGCUAACAGUGCACUCAUAAAGAUGUUGGCUUUUUAGAUGUGUGUAUCUGUAUUUUAGGCAAGCUCUAUUUUUAAUUUUUUUACAGUAUUUAUACAUACUGUUUACAGAGUAAAUUUUUCUCUCUCUAGGAAUAACUGACUCACUCCAUCAUGACAGUCAUACUUACAAACGUGCUAUGGGGCCAAAUUCAGGUUCUUGAGUGAGAAUUGAGGACUGAAGCAUUCAUUUUAUCUACGAGCACAAAACACAAGUGCAGCCACAAUAAAAGGUUCCUCAGAGGAAGAGGAAUGUGCUGUGCAAGAGAGCCAAGUCUCCAAAGGACUUCAGCAGCUUGCAGGGAGGAGAGGCCCUUUGCAUUUCCCAGCACCUAACAGCCCUUCUGUUCAGCAAUGUUGGCGUCACCCAGCAGGUUUCUCUGAUGCCUCCUGCAGGCAAGUGGGAGGGGCAGACAGGGACGCACUAAGCAAUUCUUUCAGAUGGAUUCUAAAGAAAUCUGUAGUCACUCUCUCUUCUGAAUCAUCUUGCUCCUAUGUACUGCUCUAGUCUGUUUGGUGGAGAAUUAGAUAAGGUUACAUUUCUGGUGUUUGUAGGGAAGAAAGGCACAGUUUAGAGCUCACAGUCUGUCUCCUAUGUCUCUCACACAUCUGAUACGCCCCACUGCAAGCUCCUUAUCUUAAAGUGGUUUGGGGGAGAAGUGUAAAAGCAGUAUUUGGCAUGCCAAAAUAUGCAGUUUGUGAGUUUGGUAACAUAGAAGUCAAAAUAAUUGCUACUAAUUUUGGACAAAAUUCUGCACUUUCUGGCCAAAUUUCUGCGAAAGGUUUGUAUUUGUGGAGGAAUAAUUUUUCUAGGGAAGAAAAAACCAAAAAACAAAUGGUUCUGGAAAUACAGGAUUUAAAAAGGGACCAUCAAUCAAUAGAGUGCAAUAAUGGAGCAAUAGGAGCACUAAAAGGGAAUCUGAUAUUGAGGUUUUCUAUGAGACAGAGUGCUACAUGCUGCUGCUUUUUGUCAGCUAUUCCCUCAGAACUUAACACUUUUCAAAAGAAUGUAAAUAAGUAAUGAGAAUAUUUGUGCCCUCUGUUCUGUCUUGCUUUAGAAAAUUGGAAGGAAUGGUGAUUUCUGAAGCGUUGGUGGUGAUUAGUUUGAGUUUGGUGACAUCUGCUGGUCAGCCGUUUCCAUGCAGGGCUCUCCCCAACAGCAGUAUCUGCAUGAAACGUGUACAGAGAUCAGUUGGGUGGACAUCAUUCUUAAGUGACUUUGGAUAAGAGCGAGUUUACAGCCUAACUCUAGGUGAAAAGCUGGUGAGCUGUGUCUUUGAGGGUGAAAGCAUCUUUUGGCUCAUGUUUCUUACGUAAGUAGCAACAUUGUUUAGCAAAAUUGGUCAUCUGAAUGUAUUUUAUCCUGGAUGAUGAAGGAGUAAUAUAAGCAAGAAUAUAAAAUUCAAAACAACUACUUCGAGGUAGAAUUUGCAUAAUCAUAGAAUUUACACAGACAUCUGAUGACUACCUAAAUACCUGACAUAAUGAAGCACUAAAGAGUUGUUCUAAACAUUAAAUACUUCACCUGGCCUAAGUGUCUGAUGUUGUAAUAGUUUCCAUCUUAUUAAGAAGUCAACAUCUUGAACUGUUUUUUUCUAGAAAGAGAAGCACUCCAGAUGACCAUGAUUACAGCCUCUUAAGAGAACUCCAAGCUCUCAUAUUAAAAAUAAAAUAAAAAAAACCAAACAAAAUAAAA